AUGUCGGGUACUUUCACUCUCGAACAAGUGAAGAAGCACGGCAAGCCUGACGAUUGCUGGAUCGUGGUAAACGGUGAUGUCAUAGACUGCACCAAGUAUCUACCCAACCACCCUGGGGGGUCUUUGGCCAUCACUGCCUUCGCUGGCUGCGACUGCUCACUAGAGUUCAACACAGUGCACGAUAAGAGCAUGAUGGAACAGUACAGGGAUCUCAUCAUCGGAAAGGUUAGUGAUGGUAUCACUAUGGAAGAGGUCGCCAAGCAUGGCUCCCCCAAUGACUGUUGGAUCGUCGUUAAUGGCGAAGUGCUAGACGUCACUGACUACAUCAAGGAGCAUCCUGGUGGGGAACUUUCCAUCACAGCUUUCGGUGGCACUGACUGUUCCUUGGAGUACAAUACUGUGCAUGCCAAGGCUUUGAUACAGGAGACCUGUCCUCAAUGUGUUAUCGGGAAACUACUCGUCCCUAAGAAAAAAAAGAAAUCGAAAGCGAAGGCGAAGGGCGUCCUUGAUAUGGACGAAGUGGCUAGGCACAACACCAAGGAGGACUGCUGGGUAGUGGUUAAUGGUUUCGUACUGGCUGUCACUCCGUUUCUGCCUGAGCACCCCGGGGGACCAGAAGCGAUAUUGAAGUAUGCUGGCAAGGACGCGACAGAGGAGUGGAACAUGAUACACUCAUUCGACGUACUUAAACAAUAUGGUGGCAAAUAUAUAGUUGGGAAACUUGGCGAUCCAUUGGGUGGUACCGCGGACUUGGGUCUGACUGUUGAGGAGGUCGCUAAGCACAACACCAAGCAAGACUGUUGGGUUAUUAUCAACGGUACAGUUUUUAACCUCACCGAUUGGCUCCCGCUUCAUCCUGGUGGCGAAAGCGUUAUUCUCAACUACGCUGGCAAGGAUGCUUCUGACGAGUGGAAUGCGAUUCAUCCUUCUGGGACAAUGGAAAAGUACGGGAAGAAAUACGAACUGGGUCCUGUGGAUAGCGGUGGCACUGCUGGGCCUGGUCUCACUGUGGAGGAUGUCGCUAAGCACAACACUAAGCAGGAUUGUUGGGUCAUCAUUAACGGUAUGGUCUAUAACCUCACUGACUGGCUACCGUUGCAUCCUGGUGGGGAGAGUGUAAUUCUCACCUACGCUGGUAAAGACGCCUCUGGUGAGUGGAACUUGAUCCAUCCGGCUGACACCAUUGAGAAGUACGGAAAGAAAUACGAACUAGGGCCGGUGGCCAGCGUUGAGACUGAGGAGGCAUCUGCUGACGUUUUGGACGAGGACGAGGUUGCCAAGCACAACACUGAGAAGGAUUGCUGGAUCAUUCUGGACGGUAUUGUUUAUGAUGUCACUAAGUGGCUCCCGAUUCACCCAGGAGGAGUAGCAGCUAUCCUGGCUUAUGCUGGUAAAGAUGGUACAGAGCAAUUUGAUAUGAUCCAUCCUGAAGGGACCAUGGACAAGUACGGUAAGGCUUACUAUGUGGGCGACUUGGGAGGUCCUAAGCCUAAUGCUGACACUGGCGCUGGUCUCACCGCACCGUUGCUCGAUAAAGGAGGCAGCACUGUGAAUCAAUGGUGGAGGGACGACAGGAACACGGCUCGCCAGUAUGGUCCCUUGGGUCCGUCACUUUCGUAUGAAACCCGUCAGGGUCUUGGUGGUGUUGGCAUUUUGGUUCUAAUGCUGCUCUAUGAAGUAUGUGCAACGAUUUUCAGCGUGAAGAACUACAAGGUGAUUCACGACAAGUCGGGCCUGACCAGGUCUGCUGCCUUCCUUCUCUUUUUCACCAUUAUCCACGGUCUUGGCAAUCUCCAUAUUUUCGCUGGUGCCCCACACUUCAAUGGUUAUGGCUAUUUCCUUAACCAUCCAGUGCCAUGGAGCACUCUGAUGCUACCAAUAGAGGUAUACCUCCUGCUGUGUGGACUUAUGCAUGUUGUCGUUGCUCUUGUGAGAACCUUCAAGUUUAAGAGGCUCAACAUGGGUGUGGACGGCUUGUGGAUGAUAAUAUCUGGCAUAUUUCUUCUGGCUUUCCUUGUUGUCCAUCUUAUCCAGUUCCGUUUCGUCAGCGAGGCCGCCGCUCCCCAGUACUACUUCCGUACCAAGUGGAUGUAUCCCUUCUACUGCAGCGGUGACGAUACCUCUUGCGAGCUUGUCCACUUCAAGGAUCUCUACAAGAUGGAAUUCCAACUUUUUUCGAACCCUUUCUGGGUUUGCUACUACCUCAUCGGCAUUCUAUUCUUCAUAUCGCACGCUCGGGAGGGUCUCAGGAAGAUGGUCAAUUCUCACCCCGUGGUCCCGAGAGCUUACAAAGGGUCGACCAACGCGGUCGGCCAGGUGUUGGUUGUUCUGGUCGGUCUUUGCUACCUCUCUUUUCCGAUUUACAGCUACUUCGCACCGGAAAGAGACUGGAAUGCAUAUGACGCUGCUCAGCGUAGGUUAGUAGUUGGACCUCAAUAAAGUACCUGAAGUUGGCGGGAGUGGAACAUGCAGAGUAGCUCAUAUUCUUUGUUGGUCGGCAGCAUACUGCGGGCUUAGUGCCCGGCCCGACCAGCAGG
Molecule: messenger RNA, 2537 nt
Organism: Perkinsus marinus ATCC 50983
Lineage: Eukaryota; Perkinsozoa; Perkinsida; Perkinsidae
Product: succinate dehydrogenase, putative
Exons: 1
Coding region: 1-2439 (812 amino acids)
Cellular component (GO): intracellular membrane-bounded organelle; membrane
Molecular function (GO): heme binding
Source: RefSeq, a predicted model, not a curated record